Molecule: messenger RNA, 6298 nt
Organism: Archocentrus centrarchus (flier cichlid)
Lineage: Eukaryota; Metazoa; Chordata; Actinopteri; Cichliformes; Cichlidae
Gene: l1cama
Product: L1 cell adhesion molecule, paralog a
Exons: 29
Coding region: 353-4207 (1284 amino acids)
Biological process (GO): brain development; axon guidance; cell-cell adhesion
Cellular component (GO): plasma membrane; axon
Molecular function (GO): cell-cell adhesion mediator activity
Source: RefSeq, a predicted model, not a curated record
GCAUCAGCAGAGGAAAGGGGCACCAUCAUUUUCAUAGAGAAAAGAAAGAAAAGGCACAAAUAGAUAAGCAAAACAGGGAGGAAGAGACAGAAGGAGCUGACAGAGAAAAGGAGCAUCACUCCGCAGAGUGGAGACCAGCAGGAGGGCGUGGACCUGGUUUGAAGAGGUACUCUGAAGGAGAGAGGAAAAGAGAGAGCUAGGACAAGAGAGUUCAAAGACAUAUGAGGCAAAGCCAAGGCCUCUUGCACAAGAAUCAUAGCCUCACACCUGCUCAGCACUAGUGUGUGAGUGAGAUUGCUCUCAUUUUACUGUAAGUGUGUGAGCAGGUGGGACUUUGAUGGGACAGUGAGCAAUGCCUCACAUGCAGCGACAGCAGGUUGGCAGUAGGGGGCAGUGCUCCAGCUGCCUCCUCCCCCUUGUCCUCAUCCUCCUCUCCCUUGCCACCCAGCCCAGCCAAGCAGCCAUACAAAUACCCCCCAACUACCACAUAAGUGAUUUCAGGAGGCCUCCAGUGAUCACCACACAGCCGGAGUCUGUCACCGUAUUUAGCGUUGAAGACCUCGUCAUGAGCUGUGAAGCCUCCGGCAACCCUCCACCCAUCUUCCGAUGGACAAAGGACGGAGAAGACUUUGACCCAGGCAGUGACCCAGAGUUGAAGGUUUCUGAACGCUCUGGCUCAUUCGCAUUCUAUACACUUAGCAACACCAUGGACACACUGACCAAAUACCAAGGCAAAUAUGUUUGCUAUGCAUCCAAUGAGCUGGGGACAGCUGUGUCUAAUGAGGCCAUACUCAACACGGAUGUUCCCCCUUCCCAGCAGAAAGAAAAAAAGGUUGAUAUCAGGGUUGAAGAGGGAAACAGUACUACUCUGAAGUGUAACCCCCCACAAAGCUCUAUGGAGCCAAUCAUUCACUGGAUGGACUUGAGGUUGCGUCAUAUUGAGCUUAGUAAGCGGGUGAUGCUGGGGAAGGACGGCAACCUGUACUUUGCCAGUUUGGACAUUUCGGACAGCAGGGAUGACUACACUUGCAACGUCCAGUACCUGGCAACUCGCACGAUUCUGGCGAAAGAGCCCAUCACUCUGAAAGUCGUCCCCUCCAACUCGAUACUACGGAACAGGAGGCCCCAAAUGAUGAGACCUGCAGGAAAGCACAGCACGUACCAUGCCCUCAGGGGACAGACACUAGAGCUUGAGUGCAUCGUCCAAGGCCUUCCAACCCCUGAAGUGUCGUGGCUGAGGAAGGAUGGCGAGCUCUCGGAAAGUAGAACCAGCAAAGAUAUGUUUGACCGCCGCCUGCGCUUCACUAAUAUCUCGGAAAGUGACGGGGGCGAAUACCAGUGCAUAGCUGAGAACUCCCAGGGGAAGGCCACACACACUUACAUGUUGACUGUGGAAGCUGCACCUUAUUGGGUCAAGGAGCCAGUCAGUCAGUUAUAUGCCCCAGGUGAGACAGUCAAACUAGACUGUCAGGCAGAUGGCAUUCCCUUUCCUACUAUCAGCUGGACCAUCAAUGGGGUCCCCAUCUCAGAAGUUGAUAAGGACUCCAGUCGUACCCUGACAGCAAGCGGGUCUUUGAUCCUAGAGGACGUGAACUUCAGAGACACUGCCAUCUAUCAGUGCUGGGCUUCCAACAAACACGGAACCAUCCUCACGAACACCAAUGUUUAUGUCAUUGAGUUACCUCCCCAGCUCCUUACCGAAGAUGGGAAUACAUACGCGUAUACAGAGGGCCAGAAGGCUUUACUGGAGUGUGAGACGUUUGGCUCUCCUAAACCAAAAGUAAUAUGGGAAAGAAAAAACAGCAGCUCCUCCCUUCUAGCAGAUCCCAGAGUUAACCCUCUUGCCAAUGGGUGGCUGGAGAUCUCUAAUGUCACGCAGAGUGAUGACGGGAUCUACACCUGCACUGUGCCAAAUACCAAUUUGUCAAUCAGUGCUGAGUUGGAAAUAUUCAAUAGGACAGUGAUACUGUCACCCCCACAGGCUCUGAAGGUGCAGCCUGGCCACACAGCAAUCUUCACCUGCCUUGCCCUUGUUGACCCCAGACUCGACUUUCCUUUCAUUCAGUGGAGAAAGAACAACCAGAAGCUGGCUGAUUCCAACAGUGAUGAAAAGUACACAAUGGAAGGAUCAGAUCUCAUAAUAGCUAAUGUGCAACUUGAGGAUGAGGGCGUGUACACUUGUGAGAUCAUCUCUAAGUUGGAUGUAGCAGAAGCCAGGGGCACCCUCACCUUAUGUGAUCGUCCAGACCCUCCUAUCCUCCUACAGAUCUCUGAUCCUAAGCAUCGUGAAGUCACUCUCAGCUGGACUCCUGGAGAUGACCACAACAGCCCAGUGACAGAGUAUGUGGUAGAGUUUGAGGAGCAAGGUUCGAAAGAGAGGGGUUGGGAAGAGCUGAAGAGAGUUAGUGGAAACAAAGAGCGUGCUGAUCUCACCCUGUGGCCCUACAUGUCCUAUCGUUUUCGGGUUAUUGCCAUCAAUGAUGUGGGCAAGAGCAACCCCAGCAAGCCGUCUGAAAUACACAGUACACCUGCUGAAGCUCCAGAUACUAACCCAGAAGAUGUUCGGAGUGAUUCCAUCAACCCAAACACUCUCGUCAUCACCUGGGAGAAAAUGGACAAACGGAACUUCCAUGGACCUGACUUCAAGUACUGUGUGCAGUGGAGACGAGCGGUGGGAGGUGGGCCUGACUGGCACGAGAAGAAUGUAACGGACCCGCCAUUCCAUGUUGACAAUGUUGGCAACUUCUCUGCGUUUGAGAUUAAAGUCCAGGCUUUCAAUGAAAUAGGGAGGGGACCUGAGCCAGACCCAGUCAUAGGCUACUCAGGAGAAGAUGUUCCUUUAGAGGCCCCAAUGGAUGUGGGUGUUGUACUAUUAAACAGCACUACAAUCAAAGUGACCUGGGCACCUAUAGAUAAAGAGACGGUCAGAGGACACCUGCUGGGAUACAAGAUCCACUACACCAGGACAGGGUCUAAGGGCCAUCACCGAGGCCGAAGGGCUAGAGAGUUAGAAAGCAUGGUGGUGGAUACGGAGCCCAACGAGCAGAAGAAAGUGAUCAGUGAUCUGAGACCGUUCUCCCACUAUUCCCUGGAAGUGGCUGUAUACAACAAAAAGGGAGAGGGACCCCGCUCCGAGGCGUUGACCUUCGAGACUCCGGAGGGAGUUCCUGGUCCUCCCUUGACCCUGACUCUAGACAGCCCAUCAGAGACAGAAAUGACCCUCCGCUGGACACCUCCUGGCCAGCCCAAUGGAGUGCUUGUUGGAUAUCUACUGCAGUACCAAGAGAUUACAGAGACUGAUGACAGCCCCAUGCAGGUGGAGGAAAUAGAUGGCGCCGCAGUCACCCACUUCACCCUGAAGAACCUGGACCGUGACAGCCACUACCGUUUCUACGUUAGGGGGCGCACUGCCACUCGGCAUGGAGUGCCUAUCAUGAUGAAGGGUGCCACCACACUGGAUGGAGUAGCUCCCACCAACAUCAGCCUGUCUGUGGGGGAAAACUCAGUUAACUUUAGCUGGGUCGUCAAAAAGAGACACAGGAAUGUUGGCUUCCAGAUCCACUACCUCAACAAGAAUGAUGGCAGUAAAUGGAAGAAGACGGAGAAGGUGAACUCUUCUCAGUCUUUCUACCAGCUCCAGGGCUUGACUCCUGGCUCCCAUUAUUUAUUACGCUUCAUCUACAACAACGAAACUUUCUAUAAGACUGACAUCGAGACAGAAGGAACAGGAGUAACAGAGAUGCAGCCAAGCUUUGCAACGCAGGGCUGGUUCAUUGGCGUUGUGAGUGCCAUUGGCCUGUUGUUGUUGAUCCUGCUCAUUCUCUGCUUCAUUAAGAGGAGUAAAGGGGGAAAAUACUCAGUUAAAGAUAAAGAGGAGGGUCCAAUGGACUCAGAAGCACGGCCUAUGAAGGAUGAAACUUUCGGAGAGUACAGAUCUCUAGAAAGUGAUCUUGAGGAGAAGCGAACAGCCAGCCAGCCGUCCCUGUGUGAGGGGAGCAAGCUCUGCAGUGAAGACAACCUGGACUACAAUGGCAGCAGUGCCAUGACCACAGAGCUCAACAUGGAUGAGUCUCUGGCCAGCCAGAUCAGUCGUCCCAGUGGGGGUCCCGAAGGUUUCCACGGCCUGCCAGAUAACUCCCCGCUCAACCCCACUUCCUUCUCCCCUGCCACCAAUGGCGUGCCCAACUCAGUCACCAUCCUCGAUUAACCCCCACACAUCCACCGGGGACCAUCAGACCAAAAUAUGUCAACACGUAUGUGCCCAUAUGCUCCUGUUCCCUACUGACUUGCUGAUCUGUACUUCGACGACUAAUAAACAAUCAUAUUCAGAUGUCCCUGGUAGUCAUCUGAUUGACUAGACUGUUGACCAAAGGAGUGUCCAAAGUAGUGGAUAACAAUAGUGAUUUAAGCCUGACUGACAUGAACAUGUCCUUUGACCUCCCCUCAUUUUCCUGUGCAGUUUACAACUAAUGAAAAUGACUAACAUUCAUUUCUCUCCCUCUUCUCUCUUUCUCUCAGCAAACAACACUGCAGAAGCAUAAAGACAGAAUGUUGUACAGUUAGAAAUAUCAGGGGUUGUGUAGGUAUGGUCAUGUAGAGAUGCAGAGUAGUGCGUUUAAAGUGAAGGAUGAUGGUGGAACCCAGUGUAGGGAAACAGACAGCUCACAUGCUGCUGUGAAAAAAAAUUCUUGAAUCGUAGAUAUGAAUCAUGUCUGAUGUACUUCCCACAUGAUUUUGUAUGUCUAAUGCCAUUUGAUGUCUUCGAUUGUACUUGACAGUGGCUUUUUUUUUUGUUUGUUUUCUUACAAAUGUGUUUGAAUACAAAACAUCUUUUUUUUGUUGUUGUUGUGUCAUUUUUGUUAUGUAAUCAUUUUUUUCAUAUUGUUUUCUACGCAAUUUCUAUAAAACCUACAACAUAUUUCAUAGAUCGACAUGUUUUCAGUAAAAUCCAGUGAAGCCAAGUUUCUUACCAUUUGGAUGCAUUAAGUGGAACUUGCUGUGAAAAUGCUGAGUAGCAUCUGGUGUAUAUAGCUGCAUCUACACUUACCUAUUUAGCCAUAAUACAGUAUUAUAGAUAUGUACAUGAUCCUUAUAAGUUCCUGUGCCUGCUGGGUCUGCAUAAAGCACCAGAUUGAUGUCAUUACUCUCUCGCCUUCCCACCAGAAGUGUAAUGUCAUUAUUGGAAAUGAUGUAAUUUUUUUUGUGUGUGUCAUGGCCUAUGUGUAGCUUUCUGUAUCUUUGUCUUUGUCUCUUUCUACACUGUAUUAAAACAUUGUUGUCUCUACUUAACAAUCUUUCAUACCUGUUCAUCUCAUACUAAACAAACUGAGGAGCAGUAUUUAUGUAUAUUUCAGAUUAGAGAGUGGCCUCUAGUAGGAAAACACUCUCAAGUUUUAUUUUCAAACCUUUCUCAAUGCAAGCUGAUAUUGUAGACAGUUGUAAAGGCUGCAAUUUGAUAUAUGAUAAAGGUAAAAAAGUAGUUGUUUAUAUCAAACAGAGAAUGUAUUCUUUUCAGGGCUAGGCAGACACUAUUUACUUGCUUUUGAAAAUAAUCUGAGCUAAAAGGUACUGGAGAGUAAAGUCAUAAGAAGAGCCAGGACUAUUUGUUUUCCCUCUGACUGUAAAUACAACCCUCACAGAACCAUGUUUGAUAUGAAAAUGUGAAAAAUGUGCAGGUUUAAAGCCACUUCACUUAAUUUUUGAAAUGUUGCAAAUUGUAGUUUUUCCUCCUCUGUGCUAUUGCUAUGAAUUCAACCUUUUCUGUUAUUGAAAAAUGAUCGCAGUGAGAUUUGGGUGUAGCAAAAAUACUUCAUAGUUGAAUAAAGGAAGAAAAAAAUAAAAAAGGAAAAAAAAAAAGCAACAUUGUUAUGUAGAUGUUUUUGCAAACAUAUCAAAAAUUGAAAAUUAAAAAAAAAAGUCCAUUUAGUGUCCUUUAGUGAAAGUAGUUACACUUAGAGCUAAGAUUGCGCUCAUGCCCUUAAUCAUCCAGCAAUGCAGUGAAGUGAAUAUCUGUGGAGUUUUUGUCUGAUGCAGUUAUGCGGGGCAGAAAUGCAGUGAGCCAUGGGGAACUCUUAUAUGCAAUACUCUCCCUUCCCAAAUAAAAGCAUGCCACUGGCCCAAUAUCAACCGACAAUCUCUGAGGUAGUAUAUGAGAUGUCUAAAAAGGCUAGUGGUGCUGAAGGAGGUAUGUGUAAGCUCCCUGUUGUUGGUUAAACAGACACACUCAGGACAAAUAAAGCUUUUUAAAAAAAAAAAAAAUCUAUUUUCAUACAGGAGCGAUGAAUGACACAAAAUAUGC